This is a messenger RNA of Neofelis nebulosa (Clouded leopard), 4179 nucleotides long. It is a transcript of the gene NEK7, whose product is annotated as NIMA related kinase 7. Gene Ontology annotation, biological process: protein phosphorylation. NCBI's taxonomy places the organism in Eukaryota, Metazoa, Chordata, Mammalia, Carnivora, Felidae. The record is from RefSeq and is a predicted model, not a curated record. Gene Ontology annotation, molecular function: ATP binding; protein kinase activity. Bases 328 to 1236 code for a protein of 302 amino acids. The transcript is spliced from 10 exons.
GGGGAUGCCGGGAUGUUUACACUCCUGACAGCGGCGGCCGCGGGAGGAGGAGCGGGAGUCUCGGGAGGAUGGGCCGCCGCUAGGCUCGCACUCGGGACGCGCCUCUCCUUGCGCAGGGUGGGGGCCCGCGCCUGCAGCGUCCGCGGGGGCGGCGCGGCGGGAGGUGGCGAUCGGCUCCCGGCCUCGCAGCUACAGCCCCCGGCCCAGCGGGCCUUUCCGCGGCGCCGCCUGGCCGAGCCGCCCGCCCGCACGCCCCGGGUCCCUCGCGGGCAGGAGAACGGAAAACUCCCAACUUCCUGAGUUCUAAAGUUCUUAUUGCUUCAGACAAUGGAUGAGCAAUCACAAGGAAUGCAAGGGCCACCUGUUCCCCAGUUCCAGCCACAGAAGGCUUUAAGACCGGAUAUGGGCUAUAAUACAUUAGCCAACUUUCGAAUAGAAAAGAAAAUUGGUCGCGGGCAAUUUAGUGAAGUUUAUAGAGCAGCCUGUCUCUUGGAUGGAGUACCAGUAGCUUUAAAAAAAGUGCAGAUAUUUGAUUUAAUGGAUUCCAAAGCACGUGCUGAUUGUAUCAAAGAAAUUGAUCUCCUUAAGCAACUCAACCAUCCAAAUGUAAUUAAAUAUUAUGCAUCAUUCAUUGAAGAUAAUGAACUUAACAUAGUUUUGGAAUUAGCUGAUGCUGGUGAUCUAUCCAGAAUGAUAAAGCAUUUUAAGAAACAAAAGAGGCUAAUUCCUGAAAGGACUGUUUGGAAGUACUUUGUUCAACUCUGCAGUGCAUUGGAACAUAUGCAUUCUCGACGCGUCAUGCAUAGAGAUAUAAAACCAGCUAAUGUGUUCAUUACAGCCACGGGAGUGGUCAAACUUGGAGAUCUUGGGCUUGGUCGGUUUUUCAGCUCUAAAACCACAGCUGCACAUUCUUUAGUGGGUACACCUUAUUACAUGUCUCCAGAGAGAAUCCAUGAAAAUGGAUACAACUUCAAAUCUGACAUCUGGUCUCUUGGCUGUCUACUCUAUGAGAUGGCUGCGUUACAGAGUCCUUUCUAUGGUGACAAAAUGAAUUUAUACUCGCUGUGUAAGAAGAUAGAACAGUGUGACUACCCACCUCUUCCUUCAGAUCACUAUUCAGAGGAACUACGACAGUUAGUGAAUAUGUGCAUCAACCCAGAUCCAGAGAAGCGACCAGACAUCGUCUACGUAUAUGACGUAGCAAAGAGGAUGCAUGAGUACACCACAAGCAGCUGAAUACAUGAAGAUCAUGAAGAACAUCGCCCAAAUAAUUUAAAGUAUUUUUGUGCAAACCAUACCUCCCCAUUUUUGUCUGGGUGUUAAGAUUAAUACUUCAGAGCUAAUGUGCUUUGAAUCCUUAACCAGUUUUCAUAUAAGCUUCAUUUUGUACCCGUUUAAGUCACCUUUUUGCAAACCCCACGUGACUUUGGAGAGUCGAAUUGCAUGUUAGGAGAGUAAAGGAAAUUUAAUGGGUUUUAAUGACUAAGGGUCUUUAGAAAUAUUUAGAGGUUUUUUGCGGAUAAAUUGUGUUCAGAUAGAUCCACAGUGCCAAAUUUUGAAGGUGAGGCUUGGCACCCAUCAAGAUAGACUUGUAACCUGAGGAAAAGUAUCUGAACACGUGACUCGUUUGCUUUUUGUGUCAUUUAUGAACAUCUGAGAUUAACACGAUUGUGAACUUUUGUGAUUAUUUUACUUUUAAAAGUUUGAAGUAUGUGUUUUAGUUCUUAGCGUAGUUUUCAAAUACCAUUCUUAAGAUAAAUGUAGACAUAAACUGAGAAACACUUCAAAUUCUUAGCUUAUAAUAACUUUCAAAAUGCAACUAUUAAAUGUGAAAAAAAUUGGGGGACAAAAUGUGAGUCAGACACUGAAGAGUUCUUUGCUUUAUUUUGUUUUGUUUUAAUAUCUUUGAUAUUCUCUUUGCGUUAAAGUGGUAUAAAUGAAUCCAUUUAAAAAGUGGUUAAGGAUUUGUUUGGCUGGUGUGAUAGUAAUUUUGAAAGUUGCACAUUGCCCGAGGCUCUUUUUGUGUUUUUAUUAUUGUUUGUACAUUUGAAAAAUCUUCUUUGAAUAAUCUUGCAGUACUAUAUUUCAAGUUCUUUAUAAAUUUAAGUUCUCUCUUCAUAAUUGUACACUAUAGGUGUAAGCAUAUGUUUUUAUUCAGAGAUUUUAUUGAAGUUCGGAUUGGUCCCCUUCAGAAAUUUUUUUUGUAUUCUUCAAGUUACUUAUUUAUAUUGUAUGUGCAUUUUAUCCAUUAUGUGUCAGGUUUUCUGAGAACAUAAUACCCUUUAAAAAAAAUACUUGGUAUACCAUCACUUUUCCUGGAUGAAAAACAUUAUUAUUUUUUUUUUUUUAACUUUUUAAGAUUUGGGCCACCCUGUAUGUGUGUAAUUUUGUCUUGUUAGAGAAGAGGAAAGGAUGUAUGUUGUACUGUACCUGUGAAUGUUGACACCGUUCUGAUUCAUUCGGCAAGGUUGUAAUUUUAGAAUAUGUUUAAAGCAAUGAAAAGUGGCCAUUACCACAGCCAGAAUUUUUAUGAUAUUAACAUUUCUGUUAAGAAGCUUUUAAGCAAAGUACUGUAUUCAUGCAUGAAGGUGACAGAGACGGUAACGCUUCAUUUAGUUGAAGGAAAGGGGCAGAGCUUCGUAAAUGCUGUUGUGGAGAUCGGUUUUCCCUGAAUGCCUUCAUGUUAGUGGCGACCAGUUCUUCACAGAAUUGUGAAAGCCCAGUGGCCGAGUGGCAGUCACUGUUCAAGGACCCCAUGCCACCUUCUAACCCUGGGAUGGAUAAUCCUGCCAACGUGAAAACCUCAUGUUCAGAGAACACCUACUUUUAGCCGAUGCAACUGCUGGUUUUGUUUGCUCAUAUAAGUAGUUUUUGUACAAUCAUUUGAAUACUUUCCGGUCAUUUGUAAACUUUAAAAGUGGUUUAUAAAGGGCAAAAGCAUAAACUUUUUUUUCUCCCCAGAAUCUAAUCGGUUCUGGUUCCUGAAGGAUAAUUUUACCUUGGGAGAGACAAAGGACACACGGGUGGUCCUUUCAAUGAGGGCUGGAGACAUUGUUUUUCCCAGAUUCCAGCCACUUAGAACUUCUACACUGAGCAUCCACAGAUUUGUCUCCAGAAGUAUGAGUAGAAUUAUUUUUGUUGACCAUUCGUGUCCUAUUCAUUUUCUUGUGAUAUAAUUGAUUGAGAGAAAAUUUUUCUGUAAUUGGAACACUCUUCUUUUUCUUGCAUUCUUUAAAAAUGCAUGAAUCUAAAAUUCAUUAGCUUAACCCCUCAUAGUGACUUUUAAGGAAAGACUUAAGCUUUUCUUUUCAGUGAAUCUCUCUGCUAGAAGGAAGUAGCUGGGAAGAAUUUAAUGAUCGGGGAAGUCCAUUAUUAUUUUCUACAUGUGGAAACUUUUUGUUUUGGGUAUUGUAUCUUUUUUUUUUUUUUUUUUUCAUCUAAGUGUUCAUACUUUUUCCUGAAGAAACCACUGUGUAAAAAACAAAUUUUAAUUUUGAAUGAGAUCAUUUCAAAGAAUUAUGAAGAUGAUUAGAAGUUUUAAUUUUUAUAAUCACCUAUAAAAUAUCCUCUUUAUAUUUCUGUUUAUAGGUAAAUUUUGUACUGAUUAAGUAAAACAGUUGAAUUGGGAAGGAGUAAAAUGAAAGGUACAUCUGAUUCUAAACCUUAUUUAGACAUUGGUACCAGUUUCCCAGAGGAAAAUGUGGGGUAACUUUGUUUUGUAUGCUGAGGUUUAGGAAUGGUGGAAGAAGGAUAUCCCCAUAUAAAUAAAGUGCUCAGCAAUGUGCAGUGAUUGUAAAUUUAAUAAGAUAUUACAGCCAUUUCAUGAAUGCUUCACCAUUCUACGUAGUACCUAUUACAAAACACCUUUUUUUGUAUCAAUAUACUUCAGGUGUUGCUGUUAACAUUUACAUGACAUGAUAUUUAUUUUAACCAAAAUGUUAUUCAUAUUAAAUGUUUUUUUCUUUAAAAUGAAUGUAUUAUGUUCAUACCCACAAAAGCAUAAUUAUCCUAUGUCUCAUAUUUCAAUAGUACUGUAAUACGGACUCCUUUUGUGAAAUACUUUUAUUUUGUUAAUGCUUCAAAUACACAUACUAAAAACGAUUCUGUUGUUAGCUUUGAAAAUUGUAUAAUAUCCUAAAAUAAAUAAAAAUACAAAAUUAAAAAAUGAGUACAAUAAAA